Molecule: messenger RNA, 2318 nt
Organism: Lotus japonicus
Lineage: Eukaryota; Viridiplantae; Streptophyta; Magnoliopsida; Fabales; Fabaceae
Product: dynamin-related protein 5A-like
Exons: 16
Coding region: 139-1971 (610 amino acids)
Biological process (GO): receptor-mediated endocytosis
Cellular component (GO): cytoplasm; plasma membrane; microtubule
Molecular function (GO): GTP binding; GTPase activity; microtubule binding
Source: RefSeq, a predicted model, not a curated record
AAGAAAAGGAAAUCUCGCGACUUGGAAUUGACCUAUAACUCGUACACUCAGACAUUUCAUUUCAAUUCAAUUUCUCUCUUCUCUUUCUCUUGGAAGUUCAAAACUGAAUCGAGCUGAAUUGAACUCAAUCCACUGCAAAUGGAGAACCUAAUCUCUUUAGUCAACAAAAUCCAGAGGGCUUGCACCGCUCUCGGCGACCACGGCGAAGCCACCGCCUUACCCACUCUCUGGGACUCUCUCCCCGCCAUCGCCGUCGUCGGUGGCCAGAGCUCUGGAAAAUCCUCAGUGCUUGAAAGCGUUGUUGGCAAGGAUUUCCUACCUCGUGGUUCAGGAAUUGUUACCCGGCGACCCCUUGUUUUGCAGCUUCAAAAAAUUGAAGAGGGUAGCAGAGAGUAUGGUGAAUUUCUACACCUUCCCAAGAAAAAAUUCUACGAUUUCGCUGCUGUGAGAAAGGAGAUUCAAGAUGAAACCGAUAGAGAGACUGGACGAUCGAGAAUGAUUUCAAGUGUCCCGAUUCACCUUAGUAUAUAUUCUCCUAAUGUUGUUAACUUGACACUCAUUGAUCUUCCUGGCCUUACAAAGGUAGCUGUAGAGGGUCAACCAGAUAGUAUUGUCCAUGACAUUGAGGAUAUGGUUCGGUCCUAUAUUGAGAAGCCAAACUGUAUAAUUUUGGCUAUUACACCUGCCAAUCAAGAUCUUGCAACAUCUGAUGCAAUUAAAAUCUCGCGCGAAGUAGACCCCAAUGGUGAAAGGACAAUUGGAGUUUUGACAAAGAUUGAUCUUAUGGACAAGGGUACUGAUGCUGUUGACAUGUUGGAGGGGAGAGCUUAUAAGCUAAAGUUUCCCUGGAUCGGUGUAGUCAAUAGAUCACAAGCAGAUAUUAACAAGAAUGUUGACAUGAUUGCUGCUAGGCGUAGCGAACGUGACUAUUUUUCUAAUACCCCUGAAUAUAGACACCUGGCUCACAGAAUGGGUUCCGAGCACCUUGCAAAGAUGCUUUCAAAGCAUUUGGAGACAGUAAUCCAGUCCAAAAUUCCAGGCAUUCAAUCUCUUAUUAAUAAAACAAUUGCUGAACUUGAAGCUGAACUGAGUCGUUUGGGAAAGCCUAUUGCAGCUGAAGAUGGGGGCAAGUUGUAUGCAAUCAUGGAAAUAUGUCGCUCAUUUGAUCAAAUAUUUAAAGAUCAUCUUGAUGGCGUGAGACCUGGAGGUGAUAAAAUUUAUAAUGUCUUUGACAAUCAGCUCCCUGCUGCUUUGAAAAGGUUGCAGUUUGAUAAGCAGCUCUCAAUGGAAAAUAUAAGGAAACUUAUUACUGAAGCUGAUGGGUAUCAACCUCAUCUAAUAGCUCCAGAACAAGGAUAUCGUCGCCUCAUUGAAUCUACUCUUACUACUAUCAGGGGUCCUGCUGAGGCAGCUGUUGAUACGGUUCAUUCACUAUUAAAGGACCUGGUUCACAAAGCUAUUAGUGAGACUCUGGAAUUGAAGCAAUAUCCUGGUCUGCGGGCUGAGGUUGGAAGUGCAGCUAUUGAUUCACUAGAUAGAAUGAGGGAGGAAAGCAAAAAAGCAACACUACAGCUAGUUGAUAUGGAGUGUGGUUAUUUGACAGUUGAUUUCUUUCGGAAGCUUCCUCACGAUGUUGAUAAGGGGGGCAAUCCUACACAUUCACUUUUUGAUAGAUAUAACGAUUCAUAUCUUAGGCGAAUUGGAACCACGGUUUUGUCUUAUGUCCAUAUGGUCUGUGCUACUCUGCGGCAUUCAAUUCCCAAGUCAAUCGUGUAUUGUCAAGUGCGGGAAGCCAAAAGAAGCCUGCUUGAUCACUUUUUCACUGAGAUAGGCAAAAUUGAGCCCAAGCGUUUGUCCUCAUUGCUGAAUGAGGAUCCUGCAGUCAUGGAACGACGCGGUGCCCUUGCAAAGAGGCUUGAGUUAUACCGGAGUGCGCAAGAUGAGAUUGAUGCAGUUGCUUGGUCUAAGUAGAUGAUGAGAGUAUGGACCUUAAAUUUAGAGAGGAGUGUUUUUAUUUAACGUGUGUAUUCUUGGUUGUCUAUCUCUCCCGUCUUUAGUUUCUGUCUUUCUGAGGUUUUGCUUUGUCAUUCAAGUAUGCAAAAGGUGUAUUGUCAUCUUCACUAUUUUCUUUUUGGGUGAGUGAGAUUAUGAGUGCUUUUUCUCACCCCUAUGUAGAUAUUUAAUUCUGUAUUAACUUUUCUUUCAACUCGUUUCAAAAAAAUUUCUUGCAAAACAGCAUGUAAAAAUUUGGUGACUUCUCUUGUACAAAGUGUAUUCCUGUGAUAACUUCACCAGGGUCAAAUGGUUUCAACUUUCAA